Molecule: messenger RNA, 1095 nt
Organism: Miscanthus lutarioriparius
Lineage: Eukaryota; Viridiplantae; Streptophyta; Magnoliopsida; Poales; Poaceae
Source: the annotation of a GenBank genome assembly
AUGGGGCGAGCCCGACGUGGACGCUGGCGGCAUAGCCGUGCGACGGCCCCGGCGCAGGUGCCGCCCGCGACGAAGGCCACGCCUACGCAGCCGGGGUUCCGCUGCCGCAGCGUCGGCGCCGGCUCAUCCCCUCCUCCCCUCUGUCCCGCUGGACAGAAGCCCAGCCACCAGCGAUCAACGCCGUCGACGCUGGCAAGCACCAACCUCUCCCUGUUGGAAAGGCACCUAACUUCUGUGUAUAAAAUUGAUGUUGUUAAGGUCCUUGAAGAUGGAGACUUGCAGACUCUUGGCUUGUUGGAUUAUGACAAAAGGUUGAAACAUUCUUUCACUGCCCAUCCAAAGGUUGACCCUUUUACAGAAGGAGCUAUGCUUGAUCCUGUGCCAAUAACAAUACCAGAAUCUGUAAUGAUGCAUGACUUUGCCAUCACGGAGAAUUACUCUAUUUUUAUGGACCUCCCUUUGUUGUUCCGACCAAAGGGAAUGGUGAAGAACGGUGAGUUUAUCUACAAGUUUGAUCCUACAAAGAAAGCUCGUUUUGGUAUUCUCCCACGCUAUGCAAAGGAUGACAAACUCAUUAGAUGGUUUGAACUCCCUAAUUGCUUCAUAUUCCAUAAUGCUAAUGCUUGGGAAGAGGGUGAUGAAGUUGUUCUCAUUACCUGCCGUCUUGAGAACCCAGAUUUGGACAAAGUGAAUGGACAUCAAAAUGACAAGCUCGAAAACUUCGGGAAUGAGCUGUACGAGAUGAGAUUCAACAUGAAAUCGGGCGCUGCUUCACAAAAGCAGCUGUCUGUUUCUGCUGUGGAUUUUCCUCAUGUUAAUGAGAGCUAUACUGGCAGAAAGCAGCGGUAUGUCUACUGCACUAUACUUGACAGCAUUGCGAAGGUGACUGGCAUCAUAAAAUUUGAUCUGCAUGCUGAACCGGAGAGUGGUAAGAAAGAGCUUGAAGUGGGAGGAAAUAUACUAGGCAUAUAUGACCUGGGACCUGGUAGAUUCGGUUCAGAGGCGAUUUUUGUUCCCAAGCAGCCAUGUGUAUCUGGAGAAGAAGACGAUGGCUAUCUGAUAUUCUUUGUACACGACGAAAAUACAGGGUUGUAA